This is a messenger RNA of Colius striatus (speckled mousebird), 5073 nucleotides long. It is a transcript of the gene XIAP, whose product is annotated as X-linked inhibitor of apoptosis. The transcript has 9 exons. Bases 574 to 2079 code for a protein of 501 amino acids. The record is from RefSeq and is a predicted model, not a curated record. NCBI's taxonomy places the organism in Eukaryota, Metazoa, Chordata, Aves, Coliiformes, Coliidae. Gene Ontology annotation, cellular component: cytoplasm; nucleus.
AACAACGCCGCCUCAGGGAGCGGCUGCCUCAGUGUGUGCGCCGCCGCCUCUGUGCCGCCGCAGCCGUGGCCCUCGUGAGCCCCUCAGUGGCUUGCCCUUCUUCUCGGCUCCCUCAGGCUAUCCUAAGGCAUAGCCGGCCAGGCAUCACCCGGCGGAGCAGCUCCCCCAGUCGGUCGCCCAAAGUGGGGUCAGCCCGGCCCCACCCCGUUGGCCAGUGACAUCAUCUGCGAGUCUUUGAAGGGCCCUACAGCCUGCAAACCAGCAUGAACAGGCCAUCUGGGAGCUCCCCUCCACAUUACACUGCCAUGUGUUUCACUGAUUUCAGUUGUAACAAGCUGUAAUAGUGGAGACGAGGAAGGAAAGCAAGGAGAGCACGGGGAUUGGCGUGCUCCAGACCAGAAGCCGUUUGAAUAAGGAAUGUAAAUAUUGGAGUUUAUUUUAGAGAUUGGUGGAAAAUAGAGAUGAAACCAGAAUCUGCUUUGAUUGCUCUAUUACUAAGCUUCGUCUGAGUGGAUGCUAUUUUCUUAGGGAAAAGCUAUUGAAAUCUGAAAGGAGAGCCUUGCUUAUGAAGAGAUGAUGUGUAAUGGCCCAGGUAACUCAGAAGCUUCUGCCACUCCAGACACUAACGGUGACCAGGAAUGGGCACAGGAACACUACCGACUGAGAACUUUUGUGGGAUUUCCACUUGACUGUCUGGUUUCAAUAUCAGCACUAGCACAAGCUGGCUUUGUGUAUACUGGAGAACGUGACAAAGUGAAGUGCUUCAGUUGCUUUGUAACUAUUGAAGGAUGGGCACCUGGGGAUUCUGCAUUUGAGAGACACAAAAACCUUUCCCCAAAUUGCAAAUUUAUUACUGAAUCUACUUCUCUAGAAAAUAACAUGCAACCUCUCACCCAGAACUACCAGCAUAGAGCUGAGAAUGGUUCCAGCAGUUCAGCCCUCCCGCAUACUCUGGAUGACCUGUCUGAUGUGGAGGCAGAUUACCUUUUAAGAACUAGGCAGGUUGUGGAUAUGUCAGAUAGUUUGUAUCCUAAACACCCUGCUAUGUGCAGUGAAGAGAGAAGGUUACAGUCUUUUCAGAACUGGCCCCUCAAUGACCAAUUGCCAGCAAAGGAAUUAGCUAAUGCUGGAUUCUAUUAUACUGGGAUCGGUGACCAAGUGGCAUGUUUUUGUUGUGGUGGAAAAUUGAGUAAGUGGGAACCCAGUGACAGAGCUUGGUCAGAACACAAGAGACAUUUUCCCAAAUGCUUUUUUGUCCUGGGACGGGAUGUUGGAAAUCUUCCAAUUGAAACUAUUCCUGCUGAGCUUGGGAUAAGUGGUCUGAACAAUGCACAGCAUCCAAGGAAUCCAUCUAUGGCAAAACACACAAGACGUUUGCAAACAUUUUUAACUUGGAUAUAUCCUGUUGACAAGGAGCGACUUGCUGAAGCUGGGUUCUAUAGCAUAGGUAGUGGUGAUCAUGUUGUGUGUUUCCACUGUGGUGGAGGAUUGCAGGAAUGGAAGGAAAAUGAGGACCCAUGGGAUCAACAUGCCAAAUGGUUUCCUGGGUGCAGAUUUGUGAGAAAGGAAAAGGGAAUAGAAUUUAUAAAUAAUGUUCACUUAAGAGAUGGAUGUAGGAAUUCAACAAAAGAAGCUGCUGAAAGGACAAUACUUCCUCAAGGUGAUCUCUUGCAGAAUCCCUUGGUACAAAUUGCCAUAGACAUGGGUUUCAGUUUGUCUGAGAUUAGGAACACCAUGGAAAGGAGACUGCAGAUGUCUGGAGAAAGUCACACAUCUGUUGAGGAUCUGGUAGCAGACUUAAGUGCUCAGAAAGAAAAUACAAGGGAAGAAGAACCAAAUGAAAUCCCAGUUGAGCAAGAGGAGCUUAGUCAAUUACAGAACCUCUAUAUCAGUACUGAAGAGAAGUUGAGACGCUUGCAGGAAGAAAAGCUUUGUAAAAUCUGUAUGGCUAAAGACGUAUCAGUCGUCCUCAUUCCCUGUGGUCACCUCAUUGCCUGUAAGGAAUGUGCUCAAGCACUUCAUGAAUGCCCUCUGUGUCGUACAAAUAUUAUGAAGAGACAGGAGAUUUUUAUGUAUUAGUGAAAUACAGAGGACUGUGGAUGCAAAUGUUUCCUUUAUUGCAUUAAAUGUGUAAUGUACUGUAAAAAGACCGCACUUAAUCCCAAGACAUGAUCAUAUGGCAGUAUUUACAUUUUUCUGUUGUGUGUAGAGUUUGGCAGUAUUCGAAGAGUUAUAUUCCUUAAGUGAAUUUUUUGUAACAACGAAUACUGAAGGCAAAUGUAUAUGUUCUGUAAAUUCAAUUCCAUAGACCUGACUGGGGAAAGCCAAAGGGCUGCAAAGCUUUAUUUAUUUGAUCAUUCCUUUGCUUCACUUGUGCAGGAAUCUCUCUGACUGCACAUACAGUUGUAUGGAGUUCUGCCCUAUGUAAAAUUUGUAGAUAAGUUAAUUUAAAAGAUUGACACACAUGUACAUUCUGAGAUUUUAGGUUCUCAAAAAUGCUUUUUAAGAUGGAAAAUAUGACCUUAUGUCUGAAACUUUAGUUGUGACAUAAUUCAGAGAAUGUCGCAACAUUUCACUCUGGUGCUAUUGCUUUGUGAGUUUGUUGGUUUUAUAUACGAUUCUCGUCUCCCUAUUUUUUUCAAUUGUCUUCAGUAAACUGGUUUCAGCCAUCUGCUUUUCACAAAACUCCCUCUGUAUUCUACCUAAAUUCUUUAAGAGCAAACUCCACAGAAAUUAGGGAGAUUUUAUGUACUGUGUACCCUUCAUGAAAGGUGCAGUCUCAUUUUAAACUUGGCCCCCUACACCAAAAGGUGUUUAUUGUCUCUUUUUUUUUCUUGUGAGGUUUUUUCUCCAUUUAUUGUAAUACUAACUCCUUUCUCUGCUAGUACUUUGCAGUGCUUCUGUUAGUCUGUUUUUUCAUAAGAGAAGAUUAAACUCUUACCUCCAUGAGACUGCUUUCUUUUUAAGAUUUUGAUUAAUUCACAAGCAAUGUUAGAAAUCUUUUAUUUUUGUUCUUGUCAUUUUACAGCAUUGAAAUUAAAAAGUGAAGAAGUAUUCUAGAGUGACCUUAAAAUACUUAAUGAACUAUUUCUUACUGGAAUGAUCUUCAAUUCUCCGAUUAAAUAAGUGUCAUAGCUUUGUAUUUAAGUACAGAUGGUUUAUGAUGACUCUGCUUAAUUAUGUGACUUAGUUGUUUUGUGGAGCUACUCAUAUGUCCUGCGUGUACAUUUUUAUCUGAGUCCUACACACUAAGAGAAAUUGAAUAUAAAGAAUAUAGUUUUUCACAUGAUAAAAGUUCUAAAUCCAAUACACAGAAAUAGAAUGUGUAUUUUUUCUAUAUUUUUAAAUAAGCACUGCGAGCAGAUAGUGGUGUAACGUUGUGAAUGUUUAACAUGAAGUGCAACCCAGUUGGCCCUUGAUCAGCAUAUUUGAUUUUCACAUGAUUAAAAAAAAAUUGUAACAGAAGGUUGCAUUCUGUUGCUGCUUUGUUUUGUAACUCAACUGUUACUAAUUUAACCUGAGUGUUAUUAAGGAUAACAAAUAUAUUUUAAUUGGAAAAGAAGUAAAAUCUUUUGUUUGUAUCCAUUUGUUCAUAAUCAAAUAGAAAGACAUUAAUUUUGCUUUUUUGGUAAUAAAUUGGAAUUUAGUUCUUGCGAGUUUACCAUGACUAGAAAUUCAUAAAUAAUUUGGCACAGAAAGGUUUCAUUUUGCCUUUUUGUGUCUUUGUGAGGAGUUUAGUGUUGCAGAUAAUUGAUGCAUACAGGGAAUUUUCAGGACAGAUCUGGACUGGCCAUUCUGACAGCACAUCGAGGUCCCAUUUGCACUUGCAGGAAGGGUGUCUGUGCUUUUCAAGGGAAACUAAGGGUGGGUUGUGUUUGCCUGUGAGCUGCUGUGUCUUGCCUGAAGUAGCUUGUUUAGUUAAUAUUGAAAACUAUGUUAUGCUGACUUACUUAAGCAGAUGGUUUGUUACCUAACCUUAACCUAAGUCAUUUGAGAGAGUGUAUCCGGGUGAACUGGAUCUAUCUUAGAGACUGCAGAAAUUGACAUGCAGCUGGCCAAAGCCCUGUCUGGGAAAGAGUUUGAUCAAAUUUUACUUAAAAGACUUUUAAGCAAAACAAAACAACUGCUCUGUAGGUCUAGUUUUUUCAAAAAACUAUAAUCAGAGUUCUAUUCAGGCUGUAUGUGAGAAAAUAAUUAGCACAGUCAUGAAAUUUUGACAGCUUGAAUUAGGAAGAUGUCUUCUCAAAUUACUUUGAUUUUCAGUAUCUUAAAGAAGCGGAAGAAAUUCCAUGGACACUGGUACUGAGUGUUUAAAGAGAGAAAAGAGGAUGCAAAUCAGUGGAGCACAAAGUGAUCGCAGAGGAGGUUAGUAGCAGGACAAAGAUGCCUUUGCAGUUGAUUUUUAUGAAAGUUACCUGGAGUGAAGAGCUAUGGAGUAUAUUCAAAUAGCAAUAUUCAGCAGCUCCUAGUAGCUUCCAGGUAAAAUCUUAUUUCCAUUUUAGUUGCAACAGCAGAACUAUUUGCUGCUCCAGAUACGUGGGAGAUGUACAAGAGGAUUUAAUGUACUCUCGAACUGUUCUGUUGAGAAAACAUGGAAAUUGCUUGCCUAAUGUAGGAACAGAAAACCCAGAGAUCCAAUGUUUUGUUAUGUAUUUAGCUUUUUCUUACUGCCUUGAAACAUGAAGCUUGAGGCAUAACCCUGACAUACUUUGCUGGUUGCUGCAGCUUGUAUCUCUACAGGGACUUAGCUGUCCAUACUUUUUAUCUUUUGUUUUGGGGCUUGAUCCAAAGCUUACAGCAUAAUAAAAAUAUUUUCAUUUAUUAUAGAUUUGGGGGGUUUAAGUUGGAGUAUUUAAAUAUUUCUUUUAAUAUUGCCUGGUUGGUUCUGACAGCAAUGCGCCAGCAUUUGUUUUUGUUAGCUGUGUGUGCAGCCUGAAGCUACAGCGCAAAGAGUUUGUCUAAGUUUUCAAAGCAUUGUUGUUAACCUGAGACAUGGCUUUUUGAAGUUAGCUUUUAUGCUUCUUUUUACUGAACUUAACAAAAAAAUAAAUAAAAUGAGUAAGUAGAACCGAA